AUGCGUGAUGACUAUGACGUCCCUAUGGACGACCCCAUCAUCAAGGAGCCUGCACCGGCUCCUCCCCAACCCUCUGCCAUAGCUCUUGGCAAGCAUCCCGCUGUGGACAAGCCCACCUCUGCACCUCCAUGCAAAGUACCAUCUAUAUCAAUGGUAACGGCAUCUUCUGGUGCCCCCACCCUGAGCAAGUCUUAUAGCUCAGUUGCAUCCAGCGCUGCUGGACUGCCUCUCACUCUUGUCCAGACAACUGCUGUGGCAACGUCUGGCUUCUCUGGAGCUAACGCUUGUUCCACAUCGACUCAGCUUGGCACAAACAGUCCUUCCGCCAUCACUGCAUUGCACCGGCGAUUCCCCCCUACAGGAGUCUUGGAGGUUGUGGCUGCACAACAUGCAGCUACUCAUGUGGCUCAGAUGGAUCAUCCUGUCCCACGAGCCAACCCAAUGAAUCCCUGGCAGGGGACCAUCACUGCUAAGCAAUUGAACAUGAUCUGGAACAUGGAUCUUCCUCACUGGCAGGUCUUGAUGGAGACUGCUGAUGCUCACUGGGCCCACCCUCCUUGA
Dacryopinax primogenitus is the source of this 561-nucleotide messenger RNA. RefSeq lists its product as uncharacterized. The record is from RefSeq and is a predicted model, not a curated record. The transcript has a single exon. Bases 1 to 561 code for a protein of 186 amino acids. NCBI's taxonomy places the organism in Eukaryota, Fungi, Basidiomycota, Dacrymycetes, Dacrymycetales, Dacrymycetaceae.